Gossypium raimondii (Peruvian cotton) is the source of this 1924-nucleotide messenger RNA. Its product is annotated as zinc finger CCCH domain-containing protein 3. NCBI's taxonomy places the organism in Eukaryota, Viridiplantae, Streptophyta, Magnoliopsida, Malvales, Malvaceae. Gene Ontology annotation, molecular function: mRNA binding; metal ion binding. The record is from RefSeq and is a predicted model, not a curated record. The transcript has 7 exons. Bases 354 to 1667 code for a protein of 437 amino acids.
AGAUUUUCCCAUACAGCAAUAAAAAGAGAAAAGAAUUUUUAAUUUCUACAAAAAUAAAAAUAAAAAUCAAAUUGGAAUAUUUUCUACGAUUUCACCUUUUGUUUCUUUAUAAUCUUUUCUCAUAGUUUCCACAAGAAAAAAGAAGAAGAAAUUUCUCUCUCAUUGAACUCAUUUGAUCAUCAUCGUCAUCAUCGUUUGAUUUAAAAUCUAUUUUUUUUUUGAAAACCAGACGAAUUUGCCUUGAUUUAUGCCCUGCAAUUGAAUUUUUUUUUAAAUCUCGUGUUGCUUGGGUUUUGAUUGUUUCGAUCAAAAGUAAGAUACGGUUUUACAAAAAUUUCGUGCCGCAUCCACCGAUGCCAGAUAAUCGGCAAGUUCAGAACAAUGUUGUUUCGAAUCAAUCCGCUGAUAACAUUGAAGAAGCAAUUCUGCGUUUGAAAAUUAAUGAUAAUAAUCAAGAGGUGGGUGUUUCCAAAUCAGUCUCGUACCCUGAUCGUCCUGGUGAACCAGAUUGUUCUUAUUAUUUAAGGACCGGAUCAUGUGGUUAUGGAAGUAAUUGUCGUUUUAAUCAUCCGGCUUAUGAUGCUCAGGGCGGUCAAUAUCGGGAAGAACUCCCUGAGAGAGUUGGACAGCCAGACUGUGGGUACUUUCUGAAGACAGGAACUUGCAAAUAUGGAUCCACUUGUAAAUAUCACCAUCCAAAGGACAGGAAUGGAGCUGGACCUGUUACAUUUAACAUUCUUGGUCUCCCUAUGCGUCAGGAUGAAAAAUCAUGCCCUUAUUUCAUGAGGACCGGAUCAUGUAAGUUUGGAGUUGCAUGCAAGUUCCAUCAUCCCCAGCCUGCUUCAGCUGGAACUGGCUUACCCGUAAAUGGACCUGUGGGAUCAUCAGUUUUGCCACCAACAGGUGUGCCAUAUGCUGGUGGAUUAUCCACAUGGUCAUUACCUAGGGCACCAUUUGUCUCUGGUCCGCAUUUACAAACCCAAAGCUACAUGCCUGUUGUUGUUUCUCCUUCUCAAAACAUAAUUCCUGCAAAUGGCUGGAGCACAUACAUGGGAAAUAUGAGUCCUGCAUCUUCUGCUGGUAUUCUUGGAUCCAAUUACACUUACAACUCGAUGAAUCCUGCUGAGUUGGGCUCUAGUGGACAGAUGCUUUUGUCAUCAGCACCUGCUUCUAAUUUUCCUGAAAGACCUGAUCAACCAGAAUGUAGGUAUUAUAUGAACACCGGAACUUGCAAAUAUGGAUCUGAUUGCAAGUACCAUCACCCGAAGGAAAGGAUUGCUAACUCAGCCAUGAGUAGUGUUGGCCCACUUGGGCUUCCUUCCAGACCUGGGCAACCUGUAUGUUCUAGUUACACUAUGUAUGGACUCUGCAAAUACGGGCCAACUUGCAGAUUCGAUCAUCCUUAUACAGGAUAUCCUUAUAAUUAUGCUCUAAGCUUUCCUUUAUCCAUGUUUGAUACGUCUCUCCUGACAUAUCAAAGAAUGACACCACCACCCAAUUUAUACGAAGCUCCUCUACCAUCAAGGGUUCCUGAUUGGGCACGGAACACCGACCCCCCAAGCAAGAAACAUCAAAACUUAGUGACCAAGAAUUCAGAUGAUUCGUCUGAACAGGUUGCUUCUCCACCACAUUCUUUACAGAGUUCUUCAAAAACAUCACACGAUUAAAACUGAUAAAAUCCGUGUUGUUUUAUCAUCAUUUUUAACUCGUCUGUUUUGUUAAAUUCAAAACCUUCCGAGAACACUUCCAUGAUAUGUGUACCUCCUGCACCCCCUUUCACCUGUGAUCCGACAGUGUUGUAGGUAUCUUUUUUUUUUUUUGAAUAUUUUAUAUAUGCAAAAUGCUGGGGGGACGGGAAGGCAUUUUUCUUUUUCUUUUUUGUUGUGAAUAAAAUGCAGGUGAAAAGUUGAUAUGUUUCUCAUUA